AUGAGGGAAAUUGUGACAGUCCAAGUUGGAGGCUAUGCAAAUUUCAUUGGCUCUCACUUUUGGAAUUUCCAGGAUGAAUUGCUUGGGUUGGCUGACAAUCCUGAGAGUGAUGAAAUAUUUAAAUAUCACAAUCUCGACAUGAAUGUCCUCUACCGCAGUGGUGAAACUCAUAUGGGUAUGCCUACAUACACUCCUCGCUUGGUUUCUGUUGAUUUUCAAGGAUCCCUAGGGUCUGUGAGCUCACGAGGAACUUUAUACAAUGAAGCCGCAGCCCCACCAGGUGGUGUUUCAACAUGGAUUGGUGGUGUCACAACUCGUGCAUCUGAACCUUUGAAGAAGAACUUGUUCUUAGAAAGUUUGUACUUGGAAGACGAAGACGUGGGUAUUACUAGUAUUGAUAGUGGGAAGAAUAGUUGUAGGAGUGAAAUUCAAGAUAAAGACAUUGUUGAAUGUCUAGAAAAUGGAGUUCAAUAUUGGACAGACUUCUCAAAAGUUCAUUAUCACCCACGGAGUUCAUAUGAAUUAAGUGGAUUGUGGAUGGACAUUGAGGAUUUUGACAAUUAUGGAGUUGGAAGAGAUGCAUUUUCUGGGGGUCUACGUGGAGAAGAAAUAUGCGAGAGGCUUCGUUUUUUUAUUGAAGAAUGUGAUCAUAUUCAGGGGAUCCAAUUUGUUGUCGAUGAUGCUGGAGGAUUUUCUGGUGUAGCUGGGGAGUUUUUGGAGAAUAUUGCAGAUGAGUAUGCAAAUAUUCCAGUGCUACUAUACAGUGUCCAUAGUCCCGUUACUUCCAUAGAUCCAAAAAGCAGGAAGCAGACAAUCUCCCGCAAACUUCAUGAUGCAGUUUCAUUUUCAAGGCUAUCAGCUUUCUGUAAAUUGGCCGUGCCAGUUGGUUUGCCAUCCUUCAGUAGAAGUAGAGCUUCCUCGUUUCUUUGCAUAAAAGACGAAAAGCCUUACCACACCAGUGCAGUUUAUGCAUCUGCAAUACACUCCAUCAGUCUACCUUUUCGAAUGGAACAACUAGGGCCGAGUGCACAAUCAAGCUACACAUGCGGUGCAAUGGCUGUCAAUGACCUUGUACAGAUGCUAGCAGGCCAAGCUCAGCAGAAUAUGGUUAGCAUUUUGGACGUUUCUAUGCCAGCACCUUCUUUGACUGGGUACCCAGUGCCACAAUCUUUGCUGGAGAAUUUGCAGCCAUUGACCCCAGAGAUAGCGGAAGAUGUUGAAGAUUUUCAAGCAGUGGAAUCCAUGACCGUUCAUGGAGUCUAUAGAGCAGGGUCUCAACGAGCCUCGGUUUCUGAAGUUAAAGAUGCAGUACAAGCUGCUUAUGAUAAAGCAGUAACAAGGCCCAAAUUCUCACAUCUAUCUGUAGCUCGUCCUCCUCUCCCUGUACCCUUGCCAUUUCCUUCUAUAUUUGGGAACCGUGUUGGUCAACAUGGGGAACUUCUGGAUAUGCCAAUUUCAGAUUCUGCAUCAAGAGGUUCACUUGAAGUCCACUCAAUUCCCAUGGCAGCAAGAUUGCGUUCUAGCAAUGCUGUUUUGCCGUUUCUGGAAAAUAGGUUAGAAAAUCUUCGCAAGUUUGGUAUUGCGCGAGGAGCAAUAGGGAUGGAGUUAGUCAGAAAUUGGGGUUUCGGGAUGGAUGAACUUGAAGACAUGGGCGAGACACUGUCUAAAAUGGCUACGACACUGAUGCCUUGUUCUGGAGAGGAGUCGGAUUCUGAUUAA
Molecule: messenger RNA, 1719 nt
Organism: Fraxinus pennsylvanica
Lineage: Eukaryota; Viridiplantae; Streptophyta; Magnoliopsida; Lamiales; Oleaceae
Source: the annotation of a GenBank genome assembly